CUCCGUUUUACAGAAUGUAGUUGCGCUAUUGGCAGCUACGCAACCUGCAUACCACCCAGCCACUAACAUCAUUUGCUGCAACAAACACCGAGGUUUCAUCGCGAUUCUUUUUGUAAUCUCUUCGGCCGUCUCGUUUCUCUGAGCGAAAGCGCUAUACCCUGCCUCGUCUUUCCGGCCGCGCGUCUGGCCUUGCACGCACCCCCCCUUCGCCCAUCAUGAAGCCCGUCGUCAGUGCUAUGCAAGCAUGGUCUUGCACCGUCAUCUCCUUCUUCGCCAUCAUCAUCCUCACCGUCCUCGCCGCCCUGUAUCGAUCCGGCCACGAGGAGCUCGUCGGAGGCGUGGAUGAUCCCGCUGAUGGAAAGGCCGUCUCUGGCACCGUUUUUACUGCUGUCUUCGUCUACAUUGGCUUCUUUGUGUUUUGUGGCCUGCAAGGAAUGCUCCACGUUCGAGAGAGCCGAAGGGGCGCGAUUUCUUUGUAAAGCUGAUUAUACCAUGUGACUAGCAAACUGGCGUUCUCUUGGAAGUUCUUCUCUUUUUUAGCCAUUCGACGUUCUGGCUUCUGAUCUAGGGCGAUUGUUCAUUGUACGGUAACGGGACUGAUAGAUAAAGACCUGGUCGUGUGUAAUAUAUUUUUGUCUGAAUACGUCGAAAGUUUUGUUCUCUUGUUGGUAUGCGCUUUAUGAUGCUAGCUGCUAGGUAACUGAGAUAUAUGGACCUCGCUGAGACCGUGAUGAUGCAGUGGUGGCAGCUAAACGGCGAUUGCGCGAUAAAAAUGGCGGUUUGAACAUAUCCAAGCUGCUAGUCAUGGGGAGCUGGCAGAAAUGUUUAAAGUCGGCCACAUUUACUCACCACAAAAGGUCACAUCUGUAACAGUGGAAGGAUAAUCCAUCGUGGCCUUGUUAUUAUCGCAGAAUACACGAGCGCAAAACAGCAGCAACAACAAGUUCAACAUAG
This is a messenger RNA of Trichoderma asperellum CBS 433.97, 954 nucleotides long. RefSeq lists its product as uncharacterized. The record is from RefSeq and is a predicted model, not a curated record. Lineage: Eukaryota; Fungi; Ascomycota; Sordariomycetes; Hypocreales; Hypocreaceae.